Messenger RNA from Chironomus riparius, 4009 nucleotides. The record is from the annotation of a GenBank genome assembly. NCBI's taxonomy places the organism in Eukaryota, Metazoa, Arthropoda, Insecta, Diptera, Chironomidae.
GUUUAAGAAUAAAGAAAACUGCGUGAAAAAAAAUUGAAUUUAUCAAAAAUUCAUUAUUACAGUGGUAAUAAUAGAUCAAAUAGUGUAGAAAGUAUGAAGAGGGGAACAUUCUAUCCAGCCAACAAAAGUGAACAUAAUAAACACGUUCGAGACAUGAUACGAUCUGCGCAAACUCCGAAGGAAGAAAAUUUAAAAGUUCAUAACUCGCCAAAAAAAUCACUUUCUGAAAAUUUUUAUAGUGAGCUUAAAAACAGUGAAAUGAGUGUACUUGAUUUGACAAAAAAAGGUCUAAAGAAGAUUCCAAAAACAGAAGAUUCGCAAUCAAUAAAAUGCCUGAUACUUGAUGAGAAUGAGUUGCAGAAAGUCGACAACAUUGAUUCCUAUCUGCGUAUCGAGAAGCUAUCUCUUAAGCAUAAUCAGCUAUUGCGAAUGUAUGGCGUUAGCAGGUUACACAAUUUACGCGAGCUGAAUCUCAGUUACAAUGGUAUAUUAACGAUUGAGGCAUUAAAAGAAUGUCUUCAUUUGACGCAUUUGAAUUUAGAAGGAAAUUCUAUAAAGACGAUAGAGCAUUUAAAUACGAAUUUAAAGUUAGAAUAUCUCAAUUUAGGAGAGAAUAGUAUUGGAAUUGUUUCUGAUAUUUCAUUUCUUAAACAGUUAAAAGAACUUUAUUUACACUCAAAUCGUAUAUCGCAUCUACGACAAUGUGAAAAAUAUCUCCCAACAUCGCUCGAGAUAUUGACAUUGAACAAAAAUAAUAUCGCAGAUUUAAAUGAGAUUUCUGCUCUAUCGAAUCUGGCAAAUCUCACGAGCAUCACAAUCGCAGAUAAUCUAUGUGUUCAGAUGAUUGGAUCAAAUUCCAUUUUUGAUUCCAGUGGAUUUGACUAUCGGCCAUUCCUGUUGAAUUGGUGCAUGAGUGUAAAAGUGAUUGAUGGAUAUGUCGUAAAUCCGAUUGAAUCUCUUCGAGCUGAAUGGCUGUUUAGUCAGGGAAAGGGACGAUCAUUUAGAAUUGGCGAGCAUCAAGCUUUAGUUCAGUAUUUGUCACAAACGUGUCCGUUGAGCGGCGAGACAUUAGAAAAUGAGAAUGAAAGAAAAUUACGCCUUAUAUUAAGUAAAGCACAGCAGCAUCAGAGACAAUUGCAAGAGGAAUCGCCAACCAGUUCACCAAAUAACUCAUCUACAAAUAAUUCGCCGUCAUCUAAUAGACGCAAAACGACUAGUCGCAUCCAAAGUCCAAGAGUAAGCAGAUUGAGUGGACAUCACCGGCCAUCAACAGCAGAUGCAGUAAUGUCGAGCAGUUUCCAUGGAACAAUAAGUAAUAAUAAUAAUCAUGAUGCACACAAUCAGUCACCGAAUCAUUUACUUGAUAUGACAAAAUCUUUAAUAGAAAAUUUCACAUCGGAUAGUAUAAUGACACAGAGUCUCGAUCCGACAAUUCUUGGAAGUCCAAGCUUGAAUUCAACAAUGAAUAGUUCAAUGACAGCAUCGAUGCUUAUGAAGGAAUUAAAUCCGUCCCCAAUUAAUAAUGGAAAUUUGUAUAAUGAGCAGUCAAAUAUUCCAAUAAUGCACACAUCCGGACCGCUUAUUACUGCUUCUAAAAUGAUGCCUGUUCCUGAGACUCUCAUGUCUCCAGACUGUCCACCAAUAACAAUUCAACAGCAACAGCAAAGACCUGUUUCAAAUUUAACAUCAAGCUCAUCAGCAGUCGUUUGUAUUGCUAAAACAUCGUCAAGAGUAAGUAGUCAACAGAGACCAUCAAGUAGUCCAGCAUCAACAACAAAAACCUCGCGAAUUGCACGAAAAACUGAAAAAUCAUCGCCUUCAAAUAGUCCAAGAAAAUCAUUGGUAAAUACAGCAAAUGCGAAAAUUCAUCAAAAUCAAUCGAUACUCAAAACUUCACAGCAACAACAAAGCUUACAUUCAACGAUUGAACUGCAAAGUAUGACGACGCAAUCGAGCGUUGUGACCACAGAGGAUGAAGAUGAAGACGAGCUUGAUCACAUGAAUAUGGAAAAACUAAAAGCUAUUAAGAAGGUUGCACAAAAGAAUCAAAAACAAAUUGAGAAUCAUCAACAAUUACAGAAAAGUUUAGAGAACAAAGAAGCAGAAAAGUCGGCAAUAUUGAUACAAAAGUUAUGGCGUGGCUAUAGUACAAGGAAACAAACGUUAAAAGACAUUGCUGAGUCAUUACAACAGAAACGAACGAAUGAUUAUAUUAUUAAAUUAACGCAGGAUAUGGAAAUGACAAAACAGGCAUUGGAAAAUGAAAGGAAAAUUCAACAACUUCAAAUGCAGGCGAUUAAUGCUCUCUGGAAGAAAGUUUCGUCUAUGCAGCCUGUAAAUGAGCAUGGACCAGCUGAGUCGACCACAAUAAUUCCUAGCGGAGACACAACCACGAUUGUACAAGAUUUAACAAAAACAUGCUCAAUGCUGACUAAUCAAGUACAACAACUACAAUUAUCAAUGCGUGAUAUUUUGAACUGUAUGACAGUAUUUGCCAAUCUUCCACAAAUGCAGCAAAGUGCAGGAAGUAGUAGUAUGACAAUGUCACAAUUUAAAGACUCGUCCGAGACACAAACUGAAAUUAUUGCUGUUCAUACGCCACAAAUUGAGCAUAAAGAUUUCCCAUUUGUGAUUCAACAAAGGAUGCAAAGACCAUCAUCCUUGCCAAUUAACAAUAGCUCAUCAAAUGAGACGUCAAUGUCGACAAAAAGUAGUCAAAAUAAUACGGCAACAACAACAGAUGAUAUUGAAAUAGCCAAUGAAUGUAAUGGUGAUGAGAUUGAAGCUAGCGCAAAUUAGGAGAUUUUAUAAGAAUAAGAAAUUGCUUAGUUCAAUUAUAAUUGAAUUUGCCAAAGAAAAUGGAAUGUUAGGAUAAAAAUUUUGUUUCUUCAUAUACAGCCUUAAAAGGAUUGCUGACUGUGUGGAUUAAACUAGUUACAUGCACGCUUUCAGUGUUUACUCUCAAAAUGACUCUCUAUCUUAUAGCUUUACGCAAAUAAUUCUUUCCUCAUUUUCAAACUACUUAAAUGAAGAUCAGGUACAUUUUUAUUAAAACUACAAAUGAUGAUAUUAAGCUAUAACUCCACCGUAAAUCCAGAUUAAGUAGCUACCAAAAUAAUUUUUAAUAAAUGACAUUCAUGAAUUAUUAUUAUUUUGUCAUAAGGCAUAGAUUGUAAAACAAAGCUUGUAUUUAAACAUGUUAUUUAAUUUGUUAUAGAAAAUCAAACAAUUUUCCUAUUUUCCAAGUAUUUUAAUGGAACGAACAACUUUAUUCAACUUUUAUGAUUAGUUUUAUUUUAGGUAUUUACACACACUUUUAUUGAACAAGCAAUCGUGUUAAGUUUUAAAUUCUGUUCUGGAUGGACGAAUCUAAUCCAGUGCUUAUGAGUUUUUUGCAAGAACGAAAAAUAAAAUUAAAAAAUAAUCUUACACUAUAAUCAGUCUUCUUGAUCACUUUCUUCGGAACUGGAUGUAUCUGCUCUAUAGUUUUGCCGUCUGUUUGGAUUUUGUGGCAGAUCAUCAUCAUCGCUAUCUGAAUUUUCUUUAAUGUCACUUUCAUGAUCUCGCUUCUUUGUGAAUCGUUUAGGCCAUACGAAAGCCUUUUCAAACUCUUUCUGAUGUUCAGGUGUAAGGAUCCUGCAUAUUUCAGCCUUGACUUUAUCGCCUUCCUCAAUUGGCUCAACUAAAACAAAAUCACCUCUUUUAAUCCAAACAUUCUUUCUGAACUUUGGAGGCAUUGACACUAAGUAAUUCUCUUCUAUUUCAUUGGGUGAUUCAACUUCAUGCAAGUUAUUUCCUUUACUACUUAUUAUUCUACAGAUUUGUUGUUUUUCUGUCGGUAAACUGAAGUCAUCAGAAUCUAAUUCUCUCUGGACGUGCUUUAAUCGAGUUACUCUUGACAUUUUAUAUGCUUUUGAAACGCUUUGACUAUUGGAAACUUGUUAAUUUUGUUAAAACUUGAAAUUUAAAUUUUUAAAAGCAUUUGUUUACUAGCAAAAUGUGCAAAACU